AUGGCAGCGCCCGUCGGUGAUAUUGGCCUCAUCGGUCUGGCCGUCAUGGGCCAAAACCUCAUCCUCAACAUGAACGACAAGGGCUUCACCGUCGUCGCGUACAACCGCACGACGAGCAAGGUCGAUGCUUUCCUUGCUAACGAGGCCAAGGGGACCAAGAUCGUCGGCGCGCACUCCGUCGAGGAGCUCUGCGCCAAGCUCAAGCGCCCCCGCAAGAUCAUCCUCCUCGUCAAGGCCGGCCCCGCCGUCGACCAGUUCAUCGACCAGCUCACGCCCUUCCUCGAGCCCGGUGACAUCAUCAUCGAUGGUGGUAACUCCCACUACCCCGACUCCAUCCGCCGCACCAAGGAGCUCGAGGCGAAGGGCCUCCUCUUCGUCGGCUCCGGUGUUUCUGGCGGUGAGGAGGGUGCCCGCUACGGCCCCUCACUCAUGCCCGGUGGUUCUCCCGCUGCAUGGCCCGCCAUCAAGGAGAUCUUCCAGGCCACGGCCGCGCAGGUCGAGGGUGAGCCCUGCUGCGACUGGGUGGGCGAGACCGGUGCCGGCCACUACGUGAAGAUGGUCCACAAUGGUAUCGAGUACGGUGACAUGCAGCUGAUCUCGGAGGCAUACGACAUCCUCAAGCGUGGCUUGGGUCUGACGGAGGGCGAGGUCGCGGACAUCUUCACCACCUGGAACAAGGGUGUCCUCGACUCCUUCCUGAUUGAGAUCACCGCGAACAUCCUCAAGUUCAACGAUGACGACGGUGUUCCUUUGGUCACCAAGAUUCUCGACAAGGCUGGCCAGAAGGGUACCGGAAAGUGGACUGCUAUUGCUGCGCUUGACGCCGGCAUGCCCGUCACCCUCAUCGGCGAGGCUGUCUUCGCCCGCUGCUUGUCCGGCCUGAAGGAGGAGCGUGUGCGCGCCUCCAAGAUUAUUGCCGGCCCCCAAAAGGAGCCCUUCAAGGGCGACAAGAAGCAGUUCAUCGACGACCUCGAGCAGGCUCUCUACGCCUCCAAGAUCAUCUCUUACACCCAGGGCUUCAUGCUCAUGCGUGAGACCGCGAAGGAGCUCGACUGGAACCUCAACUACGCCGGCAUCGCGCAGAUGUGGCGUGGCGGUUGCAUCAUCAAGUCCGUCUUCCUCGGCGACAUCACCAAGGCGUACCAGAAGGACCAGAAGCUCGAGUCGCUGCUCUUCGACGACUUCUUCAACAAGGCCGUCCACAAGGCGCAGCCCGGCUGGCGCCGCAUCAACGCGCAGGCCGUCCUCUGGGGUAUCCCCACGCCCGCGUUCAGCACCGCGCUCGCGUUCUUCGACGGCUACCGCAGCGAGGUCGUCCCCGCGAACCUGCUCCAGGCUCAGCGUGACUACUUCGGUGCCCACACUUUCCGUGUCGUCCCCGGCAAGGAGAGCGCCAAGCUCAAGCUCGGCGAGGACAUCCACGUCAACUGGACCGGUCGUGGCGGCAACGUCUCGGCAUCCUCAUACUCGGCCUAA
Trametes versicolor FP-101664 SS1 is the source of this 1476-nucleotide messenger RNA. RefSeq names its product 6-phosphogluconate dehydrogenase. The record is from RefSeq and is a predicted model, not a curated record. The transcript has 9 exons. Bases 1 to 1476 code for a protein of 491 amino acids. Gene Ontology annotation, molecular function: phosphogluconate dehydrogenase (decarboxylating) activity; NADP binding. Gene Ontology annotation, biological process: pentose-phosphate shunt, oxidative branch; pentose-phosphate shunt. NCBI's taxonomy places the organism in Eukaryota, Fungi, Basidiomycota, Agaricomycetes, Polyporales, Polyporaceae. Gene Ontology annotation, cellular component: cytosol.